Molecule: messenger RNA, 1242 nt
Organism: Fragaria vesca subsp. vesca
Lineage: Eukaryota; Viridiplantae; Streptophyta; Magnoliopsida; Rosales; Rosaceae
Product: U-box domain-containing protein 29-like
Exons: 1
Coding region: 1-1242 (413 amino acids)
Biological process (GO): protein ubiquitination
Molecular function (GO): ubiquitin protein ligase activity
Source: RefSeq, a predicted model, not a curated record
AUGGUGAGGCGCGACGAGCAGCUCCACAUCAGCGUCCCCAAACCCUUCCGCUGCCCCAUCUCCAUGGACGUCAUGCGCUCCCCCGUCAGCCUCUCCACCGGCGUCACCUACGACCGCUCCAGCAUCCAGCACUGGCUCGACUCCGGCCACGACACGUGUCCCGCCACCAUGCAGAUCCUCCACUCCAAAGACUUCGUCCCCAACCUCAACCUCCGCCGUCUCAUCAACCUCUGGGCCCAGUCCCACGGCCCCUUCUCCCCCGCCUCCUCUCCCACUCUCUCCGAUCACCAGCUCCGCGGCCUCGUCCAAUAUCUCGCCGCCGAGAACGAGAAAUUCAACCAAAAUCUCUUCGAUUCGUUGUCCAAAAUGGUCAAUUUCGCCAAGUCGAAAGACGACAACCGCAGGUUUCUCGCGAAUUUUAACGGUUUCGUUUCCGCCGUCGUCGGCGUUUUGAACAGAGAAGGCGUCGAAAUCGAGGUUCUGGAAUUGGUGAUUAGGCUGCUGGAUUUGAUCUCGUCUCAAAACGGCGUCGUCGAGCAGUUGCAGCAGUUGAUAAUCAAAGCCAACCGGAACUGCCUCUCUUCGAUUCAGUUGGUGUUGCAGAGUGGUGGCCUGAGCUCCAAGAUCGAAUCGGCUAGGGUUUUGGACUCGAUCGCGAUCGACGCCGACUCGAAACGACUGAUCGCCGAGAAAGACGGACUGUUGACCGUACUGAACCGCCUCAUGAGCUCGGAAACCGAUCAGACCUUACACGGCGUCGUCUUCUCGUGCCUAGUCUCGAUGUCGGUGACUCGGUCAACGAAAUCCGAGCUGGUCCGGUUCGGACUGGUCCAAAUCAUAACCGAAACGCUCUCCAACCGUGACGUCAGCGCUUCCUUGGCGGAGAAGGCAUUGAAGCUGCUGUCCAAGAUUGCCACGUGCGCCGAGGGGAGGUCCGAGAUAAGCGAGGAGGCGAGAUGCGUGGCGGCGGUGACGGAGAGGCUGAUGAAGGGGUCGAUGGCGGCGACAGAGGACGGCGUGGCGGUUUUAUGGAGCGUGUGUUGCAUGUUGGGGGAUAAGAGGGCUAGGGAGUGUGUGAGGAGGAGCAAUGGUGUGGCCAAGAUAUUGCUAGUGAUGCAAAGUGGGUAUGGUGAAGGGCAUUUCAUGAGGAGGAUGUGUGGGGAUAUGAUCAAGGUUCUGAGUGUUGGGUUGGGGAUUGGGUUGAGCUAUGACACCAUGACCAAACAUAUUAUGCCUUGUUAG